Molecule: messenger RNA, 1548 nt
Organism: Pyricularia oryzae 70-15
Lineage: Eukaryota; Fungi; Ascomycota; Sordariomycetes; Magnaporthales; Pyriculariaceae
Product: FAD binding domain-containing protein
Exons: 2
Coding region: 1-1548 (515 amino acids)
Molecular function (GO): oxidoreductase activity; FAD binding
Source: RefSeq, a predicted model, not a curated record
AUGAAGAAUCUCAUUUCGCUCGUUUGUGGUCUGGCACUAUUCCAGAUCCUCGUGGCUGGUGCCAGCAUCUCUGACCCCUUUUCCCAACUCUUGACCACGCGCCAGCAGGUAGACGCGGAACAGGUCCGUCGGGAACUUGGUUCUCGUCUUUCCAAAGGCACACUCAUCUUUGGGCCAGAUGAUGAAAAUUAUGGCAACGCCACGGCUCGGUUCAGCAACUUUUCCGCGCCUCAGAUCCAGGUGGUGGUGAUGCCAGACCAGGAGUCGGACAUACCUGCCAUUGUCCGAUACUGCAACCGCAACAGCAUCCCAUUCCUCGCCAUCAACCGCGGACAUGGAUGGACCAAAACCCUCGGCACCUUCAACGGCGUGCAGAUCAACAUGGCCCGUCUACGAAACAUCACCAUCAAACCCGAUGGCAAAUCCGCCUUGAUGCAGGGUGGGACCUACGUCGGCCAGGUCGUGGACUACCUCUGGGACCGCGGCCACGUCGCCACCACGGGCUCCUGCGACUGCGUCGGCAUGCUGGGCCCGACGCUGGGCGGCGGCCACGGGCGUCAGGAAGGUCUUUAUGGCAUGGUCAUUGACAACAUCAUCAAGCUCAACGUGGUUCUUGCCAACGGUGCCGCAGUCACGGUCAGCAAGGACAGGCACCCGGAUUUGUUCUGGGCCAUGAGGGGCGCGGGCCACAACUUUGGCAUCGUCACCAGCUUCGAGCUCAAGAUCUACCCGCGCGGGCCAGACAUGUGGCACUACCACAACUACGUCUGGAGGGGCGACAAGCUCGAGGAGGUGUUUGAGGCGCUGAACAAGUUCCACGGCAACGGCAGCACGCCGGUCGACAUGGCCGCCAACUUUGGCUUCUUCGCCAUGGACGGCACCAUCACCGAGACCGAGCCCAUCAUGUCGUGGACCUUUGCCUACCGCGGGAGCGAGCAGGACGCCGAGCAGCACCUGGCGCCCUUCAACGCCAUUGAAUCCGCCCGCAGCGAGUGGGGCGACGUGCCGCUGACGCAGAUCUCGGCCGCGCAGGGCACCGGCCUGUCGAGCGUCUUUUGCCAGCACGGCCUGGGCGACCGGCUGCAGGCCUCGGCCGGGCUGCAGGUGUACAACCUGACGGCGGAGCGCGCCAUCUUUGACGCGUUUGCCGCCCGCGUCGUCAGCGCUCCGGUCCUGGCCGCGGGCAUGGCCAUCAUACACGAGGGCUACGCGACGGCGGCGGUCGCGGCGCGGCCCGACGACGAGUCGGCCUUUCCGUUCCGUAGCGACCACCACCUGAUGCUGGCGAGUCUUCUCGUCGACGGCGAUGCUGUCGGCGCCGAGGUGAGAGAGGCCGGGUGGGAGUGGGUGAGGGAGGUGACGGACAUGUGGAACGAGGGCCAGCCGGGGAGGAAGGAGCACGUCUAUGUCAACUACGCCAACGGGUCCGAACCGCUCGAGCAGCUCUAUGGGCAUGAGCCGUGGCGCUUGCAGAGGCUGAGGGACAUGAAGGCCGUGUAUGAUCCGCACAACCGCUUUCGUUACUACAACCCCAUUGUUGUGGGGUAA